GGGCAGGCAUUUCUGCCCUUGCUGAAGAAGGCUGCCCAGGGGAGCCCAGGCUCAGGGCUGAGCUGCAGCAGGGCUGCCAUGGUCAAUAUAUCCAGCAUUGGCGGCUCCAUUGCUUCUUCCUUUGGUUGGGACAUAGUUCAAGCCACCUCAUACCGCUGCAGCAAGGCUGCUCUGAACAUGCUGAGCAAGUGCCAGUCCCUGGCGUACAAGGAGCACGGCAUCCUCUGCGUCGCUCUCCACCCCGGCUGGGUGCAAACCGAUUUGGGCGCUGCUGCUGGACACCCGCCACCUACGACAGUGGAUGACAGCGUGCAAGGGAUGCUGAAGGUCCUCUCCUCCCUCUCUGAGAAGGAGACCGGUGCCUUCCUGGACUGGGAAGGGAACGUCAUACCCUGGUGAGACACCACUUCAUGAUCCUGGCAGCAGGACCCUGUGACACUGCUCCCACGUUUCCCACAUCCUCAAUAAACUCCUGCUGAGACCCCCACCUCUGUUGAGGAUUGCCAG
Ficedula albicollis (Collared flycatcher) is the source of this 507-nucleotide messenger RNA. RefSeq names its product C-factor-like. The annotation marks the transcript as partial. The record is from RefSeq and is a predicted model, not a curated record. The transcript is spliced from 3 exons. NCBI's taxonomy places the organism in Eukaryota, Metazoa, Chordata, Aves, Passeriformes, Muscicapidae.